Messenger RNA from Drosophila subpulchrella, 2294 nucleotides. RefSeq names its product cactin (gene cactin). Gene Ontology annotation, cellular component: cytoplasm; spliceosomal complex. Gene Ontology annotation, biological process: mRNA cis splicing, via spliceosome. The record is from RefSeq and is a predicted model, not a curated record. Bases 67 to 2217 code for a protein of 716 amino acids. Lineage: Eukaryota; Metazoa; Arthropoda; Insecta; Diptera; Drosophilidae. Gene Ontology annotation, molecular function: protein binding. The transcript has a single exon.
ACCGCCGUCCGACUGCAUUGUGUUUUGUUUCAUUUCACAAGUUUACCAGAUUUUCCUGCCAAAAGGAUGCCCAAGGAGAAGUCCAAGACCCGACAUCGCAGCCGCAGUCGCGACAGGCGGGAUCAUCGCAGUCCGGAUGUGAAGAGCAGCAGGAACAGGGAUCGAGAGCGGGAUCGCGAUCGUGAGCGGGAAAAGGAGCGGGAUCGCAGGGACCACAAGCGGGAUCGCAAGGAAAAGGACAAGGGCAGGGACGCUAAGAGCAGGGAGCACAAGAGCCGGAGGCACCGGUCCUCCUCCAGCUCCUCCUCGUCCAGUUCCUCGGACAAUUCGGCGCCUGGCGGCCCCCGUUCGCCGCUGGCCAAGAGUUCGAUGAAGCUGCUUCAAACCCUGGAGGCGCGUCGCCUGGUCGAGCAAAAGGACCGCCAGCGGAAGAAGGACGAGCUGAAGGCCCAGGAAACGCCCGAGGAGAAGCGCGCCCGCCGGCUGCGCGAGAAGCAGGCCAAGGAGCAGCGGCGGCGCGAGCGAAUGGGCUGGGACAACGAGUACCAGACGUACUCCAACGAGGACAACCCCUUCGGCGACUCCAAUCUCACCUCCACAUUCCACUGGGGCAAGAAGCUCGAGGUGGAGGGCCUGUCCAAUCUGUCCACCAAAACCGUGGAGGUUCUGUCCCUGCAGAAGCAGCUGGAAAACCGCCGCGAGCUGGAAAAGGUCAAGAAGCGGCGCCAGGAGAGGGAACUGGAGCGACAGGUGCGCGAGGACGAUCUCAUGAUGCAGCAGCGCGCCAAGGAGGCGGUGCAGUUCCGCGAGUGGCAGCGCCAGGAGGACCAGUUUCACCUGGAACAGGCUCGCCUGCGCAGCGAGAUUCGCAUCCGCGAUGGCCGGGCCAAGCCCAUCGAUCUGCUGGCGCAAUAUGUGGCCGCCGGGAACGCGCCGCUCGAGGAGUCCCUCGAGAUGCAGAUGCACGAGCCCUAUGUCCUGCUCAACGGCCUGCCCAUGGAGGAACUGGAGGAUCUGUUGGUCGACAUAAAGGUCUACGAAGAGCUGGAGCAGGGCAAGCACAUUGAUUUCUGGAACGACAUGAUCACCAUUGUGCAGGACGAACUGCAGCGGCAACAGAAGCUGCAGGCGGAGAACACAUCGCUCAACCAGCGCCGCGAUGGCAUCCACCAGGCGGUGGUCAAGGAUGUGGCGGACAUCUUUAGGGGCAAGAACGCCCAGCAGCUGGAGGAGAUGCGGCAGCGCAUCGAGGCGAAGAUCAGCGGGCGGGCAGAUGGCGUGGACAUCAGCUACUGGGAGAGUCUGCUGUCGCAGCUGAAGGCGCACAUGGCCAGAGCUCGACUGCGGGAUCGUCAUCAGGCCCUGUUGCGCGAAAAGCUGCUGCUGCUCAAGAGGGAAAACGACGACGAGGGGACCCAGGAGGAGGUGGCGCCACAAGUCAAGGAGGAGGAGAUGGAAACGCAGGAAACAGAGGAUGCGGAGGACGGCGAGGGCUCACCCAAGGACGAAGAGGAUCCCCUCAAAGAGUUGCGCGAUGCAGUGCGCCUAUACCAGGCGGGAAACUACAGUCCACGCUACAUACGCGAGGAGGAUUUCACCGGCAGGCGAGUGCAAAACGAAGACGACGAAGAGCCGGAGGGUGAAGGAGCCCUCUACGAGGAGGAGGACGAUGAGCGGCGCACACAGAGGCAGCGUCUUCUGAUCCUUCACCCCGAGCGCGUGGACACCAAUCAUCUGACGCCGCAGGAGCUUCGAAUGCGCAACGAGGCCAGGCAGGGAAUGCAGGGCGACGAGGCCGAGUUCAGUGUCGAGACCACCCUGGACGCAGUGCCUCAGCUGGCCACCGACAAGUACCGACCGCGCAAGCCGCGCUACUUCAAUCGCGUGCACACCGGCUUCGAGUGGAAUAAGUACAACCAGACUCACUACGACAUGGACAAUCCGCCGCCCAAGAUCGUGCAGGGUUACAAGUUCAACAUAUUCUAUCCGGACCUCAUGGACAAGUCUCAGACGCCGCAGUACUUCCUCACCCCCUGUGCGGACAACGGCGACUUUGCCGUGCUGCGCUUCCACACGGGACCGCCGUACGAGGACAUCGCCUUCAAGAUCGUCAACCGGGAGUGGGAGUUUAGCUACAAGCGGGGAUUCCGCUGCCAGUUUCACAACAACAUCUUUCAGCUGUGGUUCCACUUCAAGCGAUAUCGCUACAGGCGGUGAAUUGCGCUUUACCUUCGGGAACCCCGUUUUUUUUGUAGCCCUUAUGUUAUGUCCAAAAUAAAAUGUAAGAACAGAAA